Exophiala bonariae is the source of this 330-nucleotide messenger RNA. RefSeq lists its product as uncharacterized. Gene Ontology annotation, biological process: protein insertion into mitochondrial inner membrane; protein import into mitochondrial matrix. NCBI's taxonomy places the organism in Eukaryota, Fungi, Ascomycota, Eurotiomycetes, Chaetothyriales, Herpotrichiellaceae. The transcript is spliced from 5 exons. The record is from RefSeq and is a predicted model, not a curated record. Bases 1 to 330 code for a protein of 109 amino acids. Gene Ontology annotation, cellular component: TIM23 mitochondrial import inner membrane translocase complex.
AUGCCUCCAAUGCCACAAUCUGCACAACGUCGUGGUCCUCACUGGACUGACAAGCUCAAAAUGGGCAUGUUGAUGGGAGGGACUGUUGGAGGAAUCAUGGGACUGAUCUAUGGCACCGUGACCGUCUUCCAGUAUGGCGGUGGUCAGGCAGGCGUCAUGAGAACACUAGGAAAGUACAUGGUGGGCUCAGGCGCCACGUUCAGUGUCUUCAUGGGCAUCGGCAGUCUAAUUCGAACCGACUCCCCGGAGAUGGCUGCAGCAGUAUGGGCUCGCUCAAGAUAUCCUCCUCUAGUCCACCCGCGACGAGAUCGACUACAGCUCCGCCAAUGA